Molecule: messenger RNA, 1224 nt
Organism: Aspergillus alliaceus
Lineage: Eukaryota; Fungi; Ascomycota; Eurotiomycetes; Eurotiales; Aspergillaceae
Product: acyl-CoA dehydrogenase family protein
Exons: 5
Coding region: 1-1224 (407 amino acids)
Molecular function (GO): flavin adenine dinucleotide binding; oxidoreductase activity, acting on the CH-CH group of donors
Source: RefSeq, a predicted model, not a curated record
AUGUCCCUUGUUUCCAAACUUCCAUUCGCCGAUCCUCUAUGGCUCAACCGCACCUAUAGUCCGUACUACAGCGUGACCCACCGGCGCCUACAGGCAGAGGUCCGCGAGUAUGUUGACACGCACAUUGCGCCCUUCUGUGAGGACUGGGAGAAGCAAGGAUUCGUCCCACUCGAGGCACAGAAACGCCAUGCCACGCUCGGCUACACGGCUGUAGCGACUUUCCCUUUGGCCGCGGACUAUUUGAACGGCCAGCGUCUCCCCGGAGACAUUGAUUCUCGUGCAUGGGACGGGUUUCACGAUCCGAUCGUCAUCGAUGAAUUGGCUCGUUGCGGAUAUCUUGGGAUUGUCUGGGCGCUGGGGUGCGGGAAUUCCAUCGGCGGACCCCCCGUCAUUAAUUUUGGCAAUAAGGAGCAGAAACAAAGACUACUGCCGCCCAUGUUGACAGGCAAAGUGAGGUUCUGUUUGGGAGUGAGGGAGCCAGCCGCCGGCUCUGAUGUUGCAGGAAUUACAACCACUGCCGAACGACGGGGCAACGUGUACAUCGUCGAUGGCGCAAAGAAAUGGAUCACGAACGGCAUCUCCGCAGACUAUUGCACGGCGGCCGUCCGGACGGGAGGAGAGGGUAUCCAGGGCAUCUCAGCGCUGGUGAUUCCACUCAACUCACCCGGAGUGACAUGCAAGAAGAUGGAGAACUCUGGCGUCCAUGCUAGCGGAUCAACGUACAUCGAGCUUGAUCAGGUGGAAGUUCCGGUGGCCAACCUGCUGGGAGAAGAAAACAAGGGAUUCCCAAUUAUCAUGAGCAGUAUGUCUCUACAGCACGCACUGAGCCGUGGAACAUUUGGCAAGAAACUGAUCGAAAAUCAGGUCAUUCGAUCGAAAUUUAGCAGUAUGGCCCGUAGUCUCGACUCGGCGUAUGCAUGGAUGGAACAGUUAGUCUACAUCUCCGAGAUGGGCAAGAAGCACGGCGCCGACCCAGCAAUGGGAGGCCUGUUUGCGAACCUGAAAGUGCUUGCGGGAAAGUCUUUGGAAAUGGUGAACAGAGAAGCACAACAAGUCAUGGUCGGACUGGGGUACUCUAAGAGUGGCAGAGGGGCGAGAGUGGAGCAGAUUAGCCGCGAUGUCAGAGUGAUGGUCGUCGGUGGUGGAAGUGAAGAGAUUCUGUCGGAUUUGGCUGUGGAUCAGGAAAUGAAGGCUAUGGCGCGAGUACAGGGGAGUAAAUUAUAG